AUGGCGUGCAAUUUGAUAUGCUCUGCUGACCUGAGAAGGGCAUGUAUGUCAGCGUCUGGACACUGUUCUCGCCUUCUAAGUUUCCGAUUCCGAGAAGUCGGAAUAUCGGAUGUGACGAGCUCCUCAGAUUGGGAGAUCCUAUCGGAGGACGAACCUCCGCUGUGCAUCGCAGUUCGACGCCCAGAGUCACCUCCAAGCCACCAUGAAGCGUUGUGGAGAUUCCGCUUUUAUUUAUUGACGUCAUUGUCACAGUUUGAAAUGAAGAAUCGGCAAGGAAAAAUGGCUCAAUUCUCCGGCCAAUCAUCAGCGCUCGAAAUGAAUAACUCUAUGAUUAAUUCUACCAUUUCAUUUACGGAGGCGCCGGAAGGAGCAAAUGUAACCUUGAUUGUCACGUCGGAAAUUACUAUCAGAAACACCUCUGAAGCAAAUGUAUCAGCUUCCACCUUUAAAUAUUCUGCUGAAUCAGAAAGAAAGAACGUAACACCAACGAAUGUUGGUGUAAAAAGAAGAGCAUCUGUACUUUCGACUCCGAGCAAAGUUUUGCGCGGCUCUUCAUACAAAAGUGAAGCUACGCAAGGAGUGUCAGAUCAUGCUUUGUUAGCUAUGUUAAGUAAUCAUUCGUUUUCCUCGCUUAUGAGCGAAUUUAAUAACAAAACUCGGAUUACCUCAAAUACUCCUACAUCAUCAGGCAAAAAGGAAAGUCAACGCACCCCUCCACCAGAGAAUUUCAACGGGGAUGAAAGACAACUUGAGGAUCACGACUCAAAGAAGCCUCUCCUUUGGGUUCUUGCGGCAGCUCCAAUGCUUGUUUUCCUUUGCCUGACUGUGCUGUACAUCUACUUUAGAAGAAAAACAAGUACAACUCGAAAAGCUGGAAAAAUACUAACGAAAAAACCACAUGAAAUUUUAGGACCAACAGUUUGGGAGACGCAACCGGAAACCCCCAACUUGAAAGAGUUCAAAGAUAAGGGACCACUUGUUAUGCAGUACGCAUUUCGUGGAGAUGUUAAACAUGCUCUCCAAGAUGUGCAUUCCGCGAGUCUCAAGGGUAUUGUAUUUGACGCUGCACAGAAUUCGAUAGUAAACAUCGGAACAGAAGUAGAACGCGUGGAAGGGGCAUCUCAACGAACUCAGAGAAUGGAAGUGGGUGCAACGGCUGUCGAGGACAUUAAAACUUGCUUGCUGCCUGACAAUGUGGAAGUGGUCGGUAGCGACGAAAAAAUCACAAAUCCACAACAAACUUCGACUACAGAGUCAUAUACAAGAGUCUAA
Necator americanus (New World hookworm) is the source of this 1272-nucleotide messenger RNA. RefSeq lists its product as uncharacterized. The transcript has 12 exons. The record is from RefSeq and is a predicted model, not a curated record. Bases 1 to 1272 code for a protein of 423 amino acids. NCBI's taxonomy places the organism in Eukaryota, Metazoa, Nematoda, Chromadorea, Rhabditida, Ancylostomatidae.